Molecule: messenger RNA, 2097 nt
Organism: Symbiodinium sp. CCMP2456
Lineage: Eukaryota; Dinophyceae; Suessiales; Symbiodiniaceae
Source: the annotation of a GenBank genome assembly
AUGGAGAUUCGUGUUGACACAGCAGAAGGGUUUGCCGCCCCGAAAGACACCUUUGUUUCGAUGCGAAUCGGCGACUUCCAGAAGCAGUCUCGAUUUGACACGGCCAAGACAUACAAGUUCCCGAAACUGGAGGAUGCCAGCGGCCUCGCGCGGAUCGAGGUCUUUCAGCGCGUUGGGCACCAGACGGUCAGCCUGGGGAAGCUGCACCACAGCGAGCAGAGCGUUGAGGUCCCGGUCAACAUGCCAGGCAUGUCCUUCCUACCGAUGAGGCUCGGGCUUCACACCGGCCAAGAGGUGAAUACGGAGCCGAAGAUCAAGAAGGACACCAAGGUGAAGACCAAGCUCGAUGCGGCUCAGAAGUACUUGGCGGAGCAUCAGCUGGAGGAGGUUAUCGCUGAUGCAAUGCGUGAGGUCAUCCACGAGAAGCCCGCCGAGCCGCUCAUAUUUCUGUCCUCCCAGAUCCUGAAACAUGCGGCCACCAGGAAGCCUGGGCUCCUUCCGCGCAUCGACGGUCAAAAGGAGCAGCCGCCGGCGCCGCCAGCGAACAAAAAGGCGAAUCCUUCUGAGAAGCUGCCGCCCAUCAGUGGAGCUGGCUACCCUGAGGAAGGCGGUGAGCUGAACCGCCUGCGACUGGAGGCGCGAGAUGCGCUGCUCCAGUCUGCACAAAACGGAAGCUUAGCAGCGGUUCUCGCGGGAGACUCUGCAGCAGAUAUUGGAAGCCUGCGCGAAGAGGCCGCAAGAACGCUCAUCAACGCGGCGCGUGAUGGAAGCCUGGAUGUGGCGCUUCGCGAGACCAGGGCCGGACAGGACGGAGCGGAGCUUGAGGAGCUGAGGCAGCAGGCAAGAGCCACUCUUCUGCAGGGAGCACGUGAUGGGUCUUUGACGGCCGCGCUACAAACCACGAAGGAUGAGGACAAGGUCGAAGACCUGCGAGUCCAGGCUCGCGACGCAUUGCUGCUUGCCUCCAUCAACGGCAGCCUGGAGAAGGCUUUGAAAGAAGGGAAGUCCCAGAAGAAGCCUCAGGAAGACGAGCUUGAGGAGCUUCGAGUGCAGGCUCGCAAUGCCUUGUUGAAGGGAUCCCUCGACGGCACGUUGGAGAAGGCACUCCACGCAGGCAAGUCUGAGAAGCAGCCCGAGGUCGCAGCCUACAAGUAUACUCCGUCGGUAGGCUCAUGGCUGCAGAAAAAGCCGUACCAGGUCGCUCGACCAUGGUACUAUACUGUCCACGGGGAGACGGAGGAUGACAAGGUCAUCAAGGACCUUCAGAGCGUCAUUGCAGAGAAAGAGCGCGAAAUCGAGAAUUUGAAGGCCACUUUGAAGUCGAGUGGGCUUGAUCUGAAAGCUCCAGCAGCUGCACCUGCCGCUCCUGCCGCAGCUUCUGCCCCUGCUGCAACGAAAGCUGAACCUGCAGCAACUGUAACGUCUUUGACGCCAUUCAGGCCCUACUAUGCCCAACACUUGCGGACCCUCCAUCCAGAUUCCAUGCAGAAGCUGUACUCCAAGUUCCCGGGCGUGCCGAAGCCACAGCCAAAAGCACCGGAGGCGGGUGCUAAGCCGGUAGAGAAUGCGGGAGCAAUGAAAACAGCCCCAGCUCCAGCCCCAGCUCCGGCCCCAGCCCCAAAGUUUGCAAAGUUGCCCUCCGUGGGAACGUGGCUUGCUCCCAAUCCUAACAAGCGUGCUCAGGCGGCUCAGGCGGCAGCAGCUGCAUCUCCUGAAGCUCCACAAAAGUUCGCCAAGAUGCCGUCUGUGGGUACUUGGCUCGCACCCAAUCCAGAGAAGCUGCAGGGCAAGGAGUCAACAUCGUCGGCGUCCACCGGAACAAAGGAAACGGCGGAGACGGUGCCCGCAGCCGCCACAGCUCCGGCCAGUCGCCGGCCGUUCAAGCAACUUCCUUCUGUGGGAACAUGGCUGGCUUUCAAGCCGUUCGAAGAGCCCGCAAAACCCGCGCUCAGCAUCCUGGAGAGAAGCCACAGCAAGCUUUUGGGUAUGAACAAGGAGGAGCUCAUCAGCGCCUUUGAAAGCGAACUCCGAAAGCGGGAAGACGAGAUCAGGAAGCGGGACCAGGAGAUUGCCAAGUUGAAGUCCACCAAUGCGUAA